GCGAUAUUUAAAUUCGGAAAACUAACUGAAUUACCGGCUCUACAUAUUCUUCCCAUUGCCAGAAGGUCCGAGCUACUUGUUUUACUACAUAACUGUGAGAGUACCCGACGCGAUCAAUCCUACAGGGCCUCACCUAUUACAAUUGCAUGUUACAUUGCCUCACUAGCGCUAUUUCUCAAUGAUUAAAUUUCAAUAAUCCCGAAGAAGGAAAGAUAUAUCAAUCAGACAUUCCCCAUCAUGCGUCUCCACCUCGUUAUUCAACGCCACGGUCUACCCGUAACGCGCAUUUUGUGGACGACGGCAUCGCCGUCUCUUUACGGUCAGAAUACAUCGUCUGCGCUCCCUGCAUUUGCUUCAGCUAUUACCUCUUCGCGCGCGCCUAAUGCGCUCUAUGCGAAUGGCGGCUAUACUAUUGCUCAGCUCCUAGAAGAUGUAAAUGAGGUUGUUCCUCUUGAGACGGAGCCGGCACUGUUUGACAGUGAAUUCAGUGGGCAAUGGGGACUUGAAGACUAUGUAGUUGAAGUUGGGGGCUCCGAGUGUCUACAUUUCAUGGAGGUGGAAGGUCUUUUAAGAGAUGGGGACGAAAUUUUGAUUCGCGCACUACAAAUAUCCGACUUGCGGGCUAGGCGAUUGACUGGGCGGCAUCAAAUCUCGACCGAUGGCAAGCACCUCAUAGACGGUGUACCUUUUGGAAAACCUUUUCUGAAAAGACCUGUCUCUUCAAGACCUGCGAUUACGAUCCCCCCACGUAAGAGAAGGCGUACGACAUUUGCGACGCAAGAUAAUAUAGGAGGAUAUCACGAGGAGGAUACGGAGUGGGAUCUUCCGCGAAUUCGCUCUUUCCAAGAGCUUUCUGCUCUCAGAGGCGUUGAUGAGCCUGAAAGUGGUAUUAUGGAUGGUAAUGUGGAGUAUAAUGACGAUGAGGAUGAGGAUGAAUAUGAGGACUACCAUGAGAGUCACGAGGAUGCUGGUAAUGGUACCGUUAUUCGCCAUCACGUUGAUGACACUGAAGAUGCCGAAGCAUCAGAAAGUGACACAGACGCAUCCGAUAUCGAUGCUAGGGACUUGGAAGAUGAGUUGAAGGACCUAAAAGAGGAUCUAGAUAUCUCAGCCAUGCCAGAAACCGAGCCCACGGAUGAUGAACAACAUGAAGCUGAGCGCAGAGGCUACGCAUUGCGCUCAAGGCUGAGUAUCCCGCAGGCAGUGCCAACCAGAGGUUCAGUUGCACAGGCCAUUCAGGCUUCCUCAGAAACAGGGUCCUUCCGAAGGGAUUCCAAGGCAGUUAGGUUCAGUCAGCAAAAAGAGGAAUCGCCGAUGCUUCCUCCCCAAGAAUCCUCCCUAACCAAAGUACCGUCAGCUUCGGAGUCAAGCUCCAAUUCAAGCGACAGUGCCAGCAGCUCUUCUGUGAGUGACUCCAGUGUCACAGAUUCCGAUGAGGACUCAAGUUCUUCGGAUGAAUCAUCCUCCGAACUAAGUGAUGAUUCUAGCUCUGACUCAGGAAUUUCCACUUCAGAGUCGGAAGAUGAAGAGAUAUCAGCGGCUCCCCUUGUAGCCAAUCCACCUGGCCAUGGCUCCAUAAAAACGAAGAAGAGCAAUCAACGCAAUAAAUUGCGACGAAGGCUGUCAAAGUUGAAGGAGCUCGGUGCGUUACCCGCGGAGGCAGAUUUUGCUGCUCUGCGAGACUGGGAGGAAAAGAAUGAGGGCCGGCGUUUUGUGCCUGAAAGCUCGGGUUCCAGUAAAGGCCUUGAGAUGAAAGAGUUCGAGGAAAGACGACAAAGGUUGCUGCGCGAUAUUGAAUCAGGGGGCAUCGACAUCACCGACGGUACUUUUUCCCCUCUAAAGUCGGCGGAGGGAAGCAAUCAGAAGCAGUCGAAAGAGCUCACAAAGGAGCGUGACGCUGCUGUGGAGGAGGCCGGCGAAGUUGGUCCAGAGCCAAAACGACGUACCCUAGAUGUUGCAAGCUCCAGAAGGUUACUCUUCGGCUCACUUGGUGUUAGAACGCCGCGGACUAAAGAAGACGAGGAAGCUACCCGAAAGAAACUCGCUGGGAAGGCAAGCAAUUUCGUUCCUCAGAAGAAAGUGUCUGAUGAGCCUACAGGUGCUCUUGAGAGUGACCUGGAGGAGGACUGGGAAAAUAAACUCAUAAUUAGAGCUACUGAAUGCGUUUAUGAUGACAUUCAGUUAACACCGCCUCCUUUCCCUUUCGAGCAGCGUUGGGAUUACGAAGCAGGUGACCUCAUAAGACAACGGAAGGGCUUAGGGAAGAAGAGGAAAAGGCGCCAGCAACUCCAAGUCUACGAUGAGGAAGAUGAUGAUAAUGGAGGUGGUGAGGAUAGUUUUGUCGACGGUGAUCUGCAGCUCAACUACGAUGACUCGGAGCAACUGUACAUCGAGGCAAACAAUCACGAAGAUGCGCAGAAUGCAGAGGAAAAAUCAGAUGAUUUACCUUCAGUACCAAGUGACCGAAGCUCUCUUCGCGAUCUUGUUGAAGAUGACUUAAAACGUGGAUGCGUACUUGCCUUUAAACAGUUGGAUGUGUCGAAGGCCACAAAUUGGCAACCCACCGUGACCGAUUUUCGCGUUGCCGAGAUACAUGACUUGUAUGAUGAUAAUAUCCUCAAUCUUCGGCUUGCGAAGCGAGAUCGCAGACAGGUCAAGGAAACAGAGCUUGAGGAAGAUGAACCUCAGUACACUGGAUUUGAAAUGCCGGGCUACGAAGACGAUGGUGAAGAUGACGGCUUCAGAGAGAUGUCCUUUGCCGAUCUUAUUGAGCCGAAGCUUCUUCGGCCUGCAGAACUUGAAAAGACUAAGCAGACCAGCAAGUCAGUACAUUGAUCUCCUUUUUACUUUCGAGUUGCCUCGCAAUCAUGCGCUCACCCGACCAAGUUCCCCAGAGGUAUUUCCGCGAAAUCCCAGUCCGGCUACAAAUCAGCCUGAGACGUCCAGCGAGUUAGCAAAUGGUGAACAGACAUUCAAGGGAUCCAGCAAGCUGCUUAGC
This is a messenger RNA of Aspergillus pseudonomiae, 2998 nucleotides long. RefSeq lists its product as uncharacterized. The record is from RefSeq and is a predicted model, not a curated record. Lineage: Eukaryota; Fungi; Ascomycota; Eurotiomycetes; Eurotiales; Aspergillaceae. The coding region runs from base 238 to 2835 and encodes 865 amino acids. The transcript has 3 exons.